Messenger RNA from Alternaria atra, 1092 nucleotides. RefSeq lists its product as uncharacterized. The coding region runs from base 1 to 1092 and encodes 363 amino acids. The transcript is spliced from 2 exons. The record is from RefSeq and is a predicted model, not a curated record. Gene Ontology annotation, molecular function: oxidoreductase activity. Lineage: Eukaryota; Fungi; Ascomycota; Dothideomycetes; Pleosporales; Pleosporaceae.
AUGACCCAGCUGCAAUCGCUCGAGUUCCCCUAUGCAAUGAACAAGGCGCGAAGUGUUGCGCUUUUGAAGGCGGGCGGGAUACCCACAAUGUCAAAGCUAUUCGCCGUCACCGGCCAAAAUAACACCAGAAAUGCAGGAAGACGAGCUGUUGAUACGGAAAUCCUUCUACGCGAGUCACAGACGCAACCACGGGAUUCUGAGCGCUAUAUGGAUGCUGUUGCGCGAAUGAACUACCUCCACGCUCGAUAUCGCAAAGCGGGAAAGAUUCUAGACAUGGACCUUUUGCACACCUUGGGUGACGGGGCAUUGGAAAUCUUGCACGUUAUAGACAAAGAGGAAUGGCGGAAGCUCAGCGAUGCCGAAAAGUGCGCCGUGGGGAUCUUCCAUCGCAACCUUGGCGAAGACAUGGAGAUUCCAUUCACUCCACUGAAAAGCUCUGAAUCGGGAUGGCAGGAUGGGUUACAUUUCGUGACUGAGUUGAUUGAAUGGACGGGAGGGUACGAGAAAGAGGUUUCGAAGCCGACAACGACAGGCGACCAGUAUGUGAGGGUCUAUGUUGAUUCAGUCACCAAGAAGAUGGGCAAGGGAGCCACGGCAUUCCUUAGACAAAUCGUUGGUUCGGAUCUGGAUGACACGAUGAGAACAAGUCUCUGCAUCGAAGCACCUCAUCCUCUCGUGUCUGCUCUCCUGUUCACCAUUAGGAGCAUCCGCAAGAUACUCCUCCGCUACUUUAUGCUGCCUCGUCCGGAGGUUCUUGCCUACCAAUCCGUCGCGCCUACUCCGAAUGCUGAGGGCUUGUACAAUUUCAGCCAUAGUGGUUUUCAACCUUGGUAUAUUCAGCCCGGCUUUUGGUCCAUCUGGAGUCCUGGCGCGUUACUUCUGAGGAUGUUUGGCGCGAGGAAACCAGGGAGUAAGGCCGAUAGGUACAAGCCAACAGGAUAUGACCUGAAAACGAUCGGACCGCCACCACAAGAGGGCAAGGGCUUUGAGGAAAUGAGGGCGACUGCCGAAUUUAUGAAGAGUCGGGGAGCAGGAGAGUGUCCGUUUUCGGGUAUGAGGCAGCGUAAGGAGUCUUUUGUGACGAAAAAGUAA